UCUCUCCCCUCCCUCUCACUUCUGUUUUAGCCGCGGGCGGACGUCGCCCGCUGUUCCAGGUGAGAGCAAGGUCACAAGCAUGCCUCGUCCCCUCGCCGCCCUCGCCGCCCUCGCUACCCUCGCCGCCCUCCUGCUGCCACCGACGCUUGUGCUCGGUGGGGCGAGCGCCGCGAGGUCCCGCAUCUCACCGUCGUCCGGCCACCGUGCCAAGCGAGACGACGCGCUCGCGCAGCGUCUGGUGGCGCUGGGGGAGGAGGCAGCGCGCGGCGUGGCCUACUGCUCCAGCGGCCGCCUGCCGCCCAGCGUCCCGUCGAUGCCCUCCCUCGGCGGUUGCUGCCCAGGGCGGAACGACGCGUGCUGGCUGCCCUUCCGCGACUCUCGCUGCUACUGCGACCUCUUCUGCAACCGCACCGUGUCCGACUGCUGCCCCGACUUCUGGCGGUCGUGCCUGGGCGUGCCUCCCCCGUACCCGACGCCCGACCUCGGGUGCAUGCGUGGGGGGCAGAAGUUCCCAGCCGGCAGCCGGUACCGCGACAACUGCAACCUGUGUGUGUGUGAGCAGGACGCGUGGUCAUGCGAGCAGAACCCGUGCCUUGUGAGGCCAGAGCUGAUCGCACGCGUGAACCAUGGACCGUAUGGGUGGACAGCCUCCAACUACACCUCGUUCUGGGGCCUGUCCCUGGAGGACGGCAUGUCCACCCGCCUGGGCACUGCCCAGCCUGACCCCGCCGUGCUGGCCAUGACGUCCGUGCGCGUGCCCAUGCGAGACGGUGAUUUCUUGCCGGAUGAGUUUGACUCCCGGGUCAGGUGGCCCGGACUCAUCCACGCGCCCGAAGACCAGGGCAACUGCGGCGCGUCAUGGGCCUUUUCCACCGCGGCCGUGGCCUCGGACCGCCUCUCCAUCCAGACCCUGGGCCGCGUGCGUCACGGCCUCUCCCCGCAGCAGCUGCUCUCCUGUGACCCCCAGGGCUCUCAUCCCGGUUGGAGGCCCGCUCAGGGGGCCGCCGGGGGCUGCCGCGACGGGAGGUUGGACCGUGCCUGGUGGUACCUGCGCCACGCUGGCGUUGUGACGGACGAGUGCUACCCACUUGGGGGGGGAGACCAACAGCUGCAGUGCAUGAUGGGAAGCCGGAGGUCAGGCCGGGGUCGUCGCGAGGCCACGCGCCCGUGCCCCAACCCCAGCGCCAACGACAACCGCAUCUUCCAGUGCGGCCCGCCGUACCGCAUCGCCACGGACGAGAUAGCCAUCAUGAAGGAGAUCAUGAUGAACGGCCCAGUGCAAGGUGAGAGACAUGGAGGAGCGCUGAUGGAGGUACACGAGGACCUGUUUGUGUACUCGCGGGGCGUGUACUCGCACACGGACGCGGCGGCCUCGGAUCCGCCGCACUUCCGGCGCCACGGGAUGCACUCCGUGCGCAUCGUCGGGUGGGGCAAGGAACGGACUCCGAACGGAUACGACACCAAGUACUGGAUCUGCGCCAACUCGUGGGGGCCGCGGUGGGGCGAGGAGGGGUUUGUGCGCGUGGCGCGCGGGCGCAACGAGUGCGGCGUGGAGGGGCUCGUGACGGGCGUGUGGGCCCGUGUAACCCCCGACAUGAUGGCCACCGCGCCCCACGCCCGCCACCAUCAGCAGCAGCAGGGCGACUAUCAGCAUGGCGGCCAUGAUCAGCAACAUGGCCACCAGUAUGGCCACUGACAACACCAUCGGCAAGGCCACCGUUAUGGCCACCACUGGCAGCAACAGCCGUGUAGCCACCAGUUUGACCACCAGUUUGGCGACCAACAACAUCAGUCGUUUUACCACCAACAGCGGGUGCCAUCGGCAGUAACAACAGCGGGAGUAUCACCAACAUGGCCGCCACCAGCAGCAACAAUAUCAGCAUGACCAUCAACAUGGCCACCAACAACAACAACACCGCUAGUGAGGCCACUGGUAUGGCCACCAGCACGGCUCCGAGCAUCACUAACAACCGCGUGGCCAACAGUACAACUUCUAACAAUGCCAUCGGUCGUUGCGUGACCACCAACACGACUGCUAUCAACACAGCCGCCAUCAACAACAGCAGGAUAACCACCAGGGUGGCCGCAACCACCAACAAGAACAACAACAGUUGGAUCGUGAUCACCAACAAGGCCACCAACUACACCACCAUCAUCACCACAAAGGCCACCGGCAUGUGUGGCCACGAGCAGAACAGUCACUCGCAGAGUUCGUACACGGCCACCAACACGGCCGCCGCCAGAGAUGUUUCAUCAGGAUUGCCACGUUUCCCACUGGAGACCAAAACCCUGACGCGUUUCUCGGGUGGGCACCAGAUCUGUUAUCGAAGCCGCGCGUGGUCUACUGCAAUAAAGUUCAACACGGUAGCGGUAGCAGAUCUCAGGACAAAUCCGUUUCUGCUGCUGCCACCACCACCAGAAACAGCUGCCAAUUCCCAGACUGUCCAGGGUGGCAACCCCUGAAAAAGAAGAAAAGCUGUCAUCAACAAAAUUACCAGCAAUGUCCUGACCACCAGCAUGGCUUCCAAUGGGAUGACCACUAGGUUAUAUGUAGGUGUGUGUGUGUCUGUGUUGGCCUUAACGUGCACAUAGCCUGGCACAAGCGCCGUGGUGACGUCACCGCCACUUAGUGGUGAAUGGCGGUUGUUGUUAGUGCCGGGCUAAGCUAGUGCGGGGCCUGUAGCAUAUGUUAUAAAGGGGCCCUAAAUAAAAUAAAAACACGUAAAUAUUAUAACACACAUUUUUUACUUUCACAGUAAAGUAAUUGUAAUUUUUUCAUUUGCUAUACAGCCAGAUAAUACGACAAAUCGCUAACCUUAAACACCCAGUCGUUCAUAAAAGUCGAAGGCGGUAUAGUACUAUAGUAAUAGAGCAAGUGCAGAAUCACUGAACCGGAAUUGAUAGCUUGAAAGCAUUUAGCGCGGGGCACCUUGAAAGUGCGAGGCCCGUAGCAUAUGUAGCUUCUUGUGCUAAUAGGAUAAUCCGGCACUGGUUGUUGUUGUUGUGUUGGACAAUGCAUGUAUGCAUGUACGUGUAAUAGAUGCUGCUACUCGCUAACAGCACUUGCUCCCAACAGUCUGUUAUGGCUAUAUAUGUGUGUGUGGGGUAGGGGGGGGGGUUCUUUAUCUUUGUAGGGGUGUACGUGAGAGCGGUGGCACAAGCGGCUAUCACGCUGCGUUGCAAACCCAGGAACCCGAGUUCGAUUCCAGGCCACUGCUAACGUUGCUGGCGAAUUAAUAAACCCCGGUCGGUCCUGGGCAGAGGUCGCAAACGGGUUUUAAUUCCUUACCCGGACCCGUACCCGGCUGCACCAGGGUCGCAAAUCGGUACCCGUACCUGGCCGGGUACGGGUUCCCGUUCCCUACCCGUACCCUACCCGAAUUGAGUGACAAACGGUUACUCACCAGUGACUCACGGCCUAUCCGUACCCGUACCUGGGCCGCACCAGGGUCGCAAACGGCUACCCGUACCCGUACCCGGCCGGGUACGGGUAGCCGGGUAUCGGGUAGGGUACGGGUAUCGGGUACCCGGUUGCGACCUCUGGUCCUGGGGUCAUCCGCUAAGUUGACUUGGCUUUAACUGAGCAGUGCCCGGUGUGGUGUGUGGACAGCACUGGGGAGACAAAGGCGGUCGGGGCGUGGUUUUUGGCCACACCACGCCCUCGUUUGUCGUUUCCGGCCUUAAGAGGUGCUCGCUAACAGCAAUUGUCCUACCAUGGCCACUGUUAGGUUCAUGGAGGAUAUUUGUCCCUUUGGAGUGAAUAUAAACUGUAUUGUGUCCGUGCGUGUUGGAGGGUGUGUGUCUGGCACGUGUCCUGUGUGUUUGUGUCAUGCAGUGUUGGCAUGAUGGUUUCAGCAAUAGCAAUGCUAACUAAAUAUAAGGUAUAUUUUCACUUUGUUUUUCGAGAAUAUUUGUAAUAUUUCACUGAUGUUAAAGCCUCCUUUAGCGUGUGCGCUCACGCCUAAUUAAACCAAUUAACGGUCA
Lethenteron reissneri (Far Eastern brook lamprey) is the source of this 3984-nucleotide messenger RNA. Its product is annotated as tubulointerstitial nephritis antigen-like. The record is from RefSeq and is a predicted model, not a curated record. Gene Ontology annotation, biological process: proteolysis. Gene Ontology annotation, molecular function: cysteine-type peptidase activity. Lineage: Eukaryota; Metazoa; Chordata; Hyperoartia; Petromyzontiformes; Petromyzontidae.